Messenger RNA from Penicillium angulare, 834 nucleotides. RefSeq lists its product as uncharacterized. The transcript is spliced from 3 exons. Lineage: Eukaryota; Fungi; Ascomycota; Eurotiomycetes; Eurotiales; Aspergillaceae. The coding region runs from base 1 to 834 and encodes 277 amino acids. The record is from RefSeq and is a predicted model, not a curated record.
AUGGCCCACGAGCCAUUACAUGGAUCAUGCUCUUGUGGCCGCAAUGAAUACCGAAUUGAUAUCCCUGAUGAUGUGACGGAACAUGCUCAAGUCUACUUUGACAGCAGCAGAGAUAACCGUCGAUUCCAUGGGACACCCUUAUCAGCUUGGCUCAGAGUCCCUCUGGAUUGGUAUCAAUCCAACACAACUUCUUUUUAUCCCGAUGAAACGCAUUCUUCUAUUCGUCGCACCUUCACACCGCGUCAUGCUCCCCAAACCCAGCGCAUCUUCUGCGGAUUCUGUGGAACGCCAUUGACGUUUUGGACAGAGGAACCGCCAGAGGAAGCAGAGUUUAUGUCUGUUACUAUUGGAAGUCUAUUAGCAGAGCAUCAGCAUGCUCUCGAGGACCUCAAUCUACUACCGGAGGACUUUGACGAGGAGGCCCAGGAGGCCGGUCUCCCUACAGGUCUUUCUACUUCCUCUAAUACCCUAUCGCCUUCACGGGAAGCUACCUCUUCAUCUUCCGUUAUAGUCCCAUCAUUUUCGGAAUUGCCCGAUAUUUCGCGGACUUUUCGGAGUGGAGAACUGGGCGGGAUCCCCUGGUUUGAGGAGAUGGUCGAAGGAAGUCGUCUGGGUCGCCUGAUGAGAGCGAAGCGCGGAAAGGGCGUUAGCGCCGACAAUUCGACAUCAUUUGAAUGGGAAAUCAGUGAAUGGCAUGAUGAUGGUAGUCGUGGAAUUGCUCAGGAGGAAUCUGAAUCUGAAUCUAGCGGUCAUGUCGGGAAGAGAAAACGGGGUCGACAAGCGGAUACCGAGUCUCCUCAAAAGAGAACAGCGCUGCUGCGAUUUGAAAUGUGA